Messenger RNA from Helicoverpa zea (corn earworm), 1191 nucleotides. RefSeq names its product alpha-(1,3)-fucosyltransferase C-like. Gene Ontology annotation, molecular function: alpha-(1->3)-fucosyltransferase activity. Lineage: Eukaryota; Metazoa; Arthropoda; Insecta; Lepidoptera; Noctuidae. The transcript has 2 exons. The record is from RefSeq and is a predicted model, not a curated record. The coding region runs from base 1 to 1191 and encodes 396 amino acids. Gene Ontology annotation, cellular component: membrane.
AUGAUAAAGACGAAAAAACUAGCAUUUUUAUGUGGUUUUAUGUUGUUAGUCAUGUAUUACUCUAAGUUUAAUAGUGAUGUUAUUUUAUUGGAGACAAUUGUUGAGACGGAUAGAAUACUGACAAAAGCAAAGAAAAACACCAACAUGAAGUAUAUUCUACAAUGGACGAAGUCCUACGCGGAGCCAUUCGUUUUCAUGGGAAAAGGACAAAACGGAUUUGUAAGUCGACGAUGCAAAUUUGCUAACUGCUACGUAACUUCCAAUAGGACCUAUCUAAAUAGCUUGAAAGAUUUCGAUGCUGUUUUAUUUCAUGGUCCUGAACUCAGUACUGCCGAAAACUCAGUACUCUUGCGUCUGCCGACUCGGAGGUCUCGAAAACAAAAGUAUGUUUUUGUUAGUAAGGAGUCAUCUCGCAUGUAUCCUUUACGCUAUACGGUCUACAAUAGCUUCUUUAACUGGACGUGGACAUACAGAUUGGAUUCUGAUAUAUAUUACGGUGAUAUUGUAAUCAAAAACAAGCGAGGUGAUGUUAUUGGACCUAAAGAAGUUAUGCAUUGGCUUAGGGUGGAAGAAAUGGAACCUAUCAAAGAUGAACUUAAAGAGAAGUUGAAAAACAAAAAAAUUGCUGCCGCAUGGUUUGUAUCAAACUGUAAAACUAUGAGUAAUCGAGGUUAUGUAGCAGAAUUAUUGCAGAAGGAAUUACUUAAAUACAAUAUGACCGUUGACAUAUACGGUCGUUGUGGAAAUAAAUAUUGUUCUAGAACUCAUAUGGAGCAGUGUCUGCGAAUGUUGGAGAAUGAUUACUAUUUUUAUUUGGCUUUCGAGAAUACCGUUGUGAAUGACUAUGUGACGGAGAAAUUAUUGCACGCGUUGCAGCACUACACUGUACCAAUAGUUUAUGGGGGCGCGAACUACACAAGGUUCAUGCCAGAGGGUUCUCACUUGAACGUUUUAAAUCAAACUAUAGAAGUUCUAGUCAAGAGAAUGGCUGACAUGAUAAACGACAAAGAACAGUACUACGAGUAUUUUAAAUGGAGGAAUCACUAUUCUUAUCAUGAUGGAGAAGAGUCCCCUGCUACUGAUUACUACUGCGAUUUUUGUAAAAAGCUCAAUGAUUUUAAUUUAAUGAACAGAACCAGCUAUAUUGAAAACUUUAAAGGAUGGUGGAACACGAAGCUUGAAAGUAACUGA